GUUUUUAAUAAUAUAUUUAAAUUUAGACAAGAGAAGAACUGAAAGAUGCAUUAGAAAAUGAAAUUAGGGCUUUUAAUAUGGAUAGAGACCUAAGCAGAAAUACUGUUAUUUCUUGGAACCAUACAGAAUUUGAAAUUCAUUAUCCAUCUUUAGUAGAAGAAAUCAAAAUAGGAGAUUAUUAUUUGCGUUUAUUAUUAGAAGAAGAUGAAAGUGAUAGCGCUGGAAAUUCGCGAAUUAAACGAUCUUAUGAAUUCUUCAAUGAUCUUUAUCAUCGAUUUCUUUUAACUACAAAAGUCGCAAUGAGAGCGAUGUGUCUGCAGGCAAUGGCAAUCGUCUAUGGACGGCAUCAUGAGGAUAUAGGUCCAUUUAAUGAUACACGAUAUAUAGUAGGAAUGCUGGAAAGAGUUAAGUUUCUUGAUUUUAUAGAAAUAUAAAUUUGAUUUCAUACACUGUAUCUAGUAGAGAAAUGGUCUUUACUUUAAUUCAUUGAGAUGAAAUAAUA
Molecule: messenger RNA, 502 nt
Organism: Centruroides sculpturatus (bark scorpion)
Lineage: Eukaryota; Metazoa; Arthropoda; Arachnida; Scorpiones; Buthidae
Product: dnaJ homolog subfamily C member 13-like
Exons: 2
Coding region: 78-434 (118 amino acids)
Biological process (GO): endosome organization; regulation of early endosome to late endosome transport; receptor-mediated endocytosis
Cellular component (GO): endosome membrane
Source: RefSeq, a predicted model, not a curated record